AGAAAGCCUUCAAUGUAUCUUCUUCUCUUCGCACUAUUUCCAUUGGCCAUAGGCUUCGUAGACCCGAACAGCAACAAACAAAUCUCCAGAAGUUCUGCACACUCUCCUGGUUUCUCUUACCCCAACUGUUCGAACGCAGCGUGUCCUGGCCAUUGCGAAAAUGGAUGGGCAUAUUUUGGCGAGACAGAUGCGUGCUACAAGGUUUUCCAUUGGGGAGCCUUCUACAGGGCCGAGAGCCGUUGCAGGGAUGUUGGAGCACAUCUGACCUCAAUUCACAGCGAAGAUGAGAAUCAUUUUGUAGCCGACUUGACAGAAACGGGGUUUGAGUGGCAUUAUGGAAACUAUGAGGAGCAUGUACGUGGAUCAACUUGGAUAGGUCUGAGACGGGCCGAUUAUCUAAAUAGCGGAGAUUGGCUUUGGACAGACGGGACAAAUGUUGAAUUCCUAGCGUGGGCUCCGGAUGAACCGAAUAAUUAUGCAGGAAAUGAACGCUGUGUGGAGCUACACAGUGAUCGUAUAAUAGAACCAGGAACCUCUUUACGGCAGCAUAAAUGGAAUGAUUGGCCUUGCUCUUCUGAAAUAAGAUCAUAUGUGUGCAAGAAACCGGCCUUGCACUAGAGUGGUAUUUACAUGGAUCUGAUUGUUGUAUGACAGUUUUGACAGUACUUAAUGUCAAUGAAUCUUCUGCUUUGCAAA
Molecule: messenger RNA, 696 nt
Organism: Cylicocyclus nassatus
Lineage: Eukaryota; Metazoa; Nematoda; Chromadorea; Rhabditida; Strongylidae
Source: the annotation of a GenBank genome assembly